AUGGGACACACUAUCUGCACCUACUUGUGGCCUCUCGACGCUAGACUUGAGGAUGUCCCAGUCCACCUUUUGGCUAUCUGGGUUCAGGCUCACGGCCUCCCUCGGGGCCAGAUGACUCUAGCCAAUGCUCAUACUCUGGGAGCAGUUGCAGGUACAGUUCUUAAUGUUGAAAAUCCUAAUUCUGUCAAUGGAUGGAGGGGUUUCCUUCGAAUCCGGGUGAACAUCAACACACAAAAUCAGGUGGCCCCGGGGGUGUGGAUCAGAUGCGACUCCAGCCCUCCACUCUGGAUUGAGUUCAGAUAUGAAAGAAUCUCUCUACUCUGCUACAACUGUGGCCGACUCAGUCACAGUGAACGUUUCUGCAAUCACGCUCGAUCCUCAAGAGCUGAGCGAUUGGGAGUGUGGAUGAUAACGCCGGCUGCUAGACGGCUGACUUCGGGCACCCAAUCUGUUGGGGAUCGGGGAUGGGAUCGCUUCCAUGGACAGUGUUUCCAAGCCAGGCAAAGCAACCAACAUUACUCCUCCUCAUACUCGAUUCCCCAUCCCCUGAUCCAAGCCCCUAAACAAUUUUUCAACACCAACCAGCCUCUUCGUCGAUCUACCUUGUGA
Messenger RNA from Rosa chinensis, 609 nucleotides. RefSeq lists its product as uncharacterized. The record is from RefSeq and is a predicted model, not a curated record. The transcript has a single exon. The coding region runs from base 1 to 609 and encodes 202 amino acids. Lineage: Eukaryota; Viridiplantae; Streptophyta; Magnoliopsida; Rosales; Rosaceae.